CGUUAAUUGGCAUAUUCCCUUCUAAUUCUUGGAGAGAUGCUUCCUGGGCGGUCUCUUCAGCUGCCUUCGAUACACAAACAAACAGACCAGAAACUGAUGGCAAGAAGAUAACAAAACAGAAGUCAGCUUGAUCCUUAAUACCAAUUGUACCCUUCCUGUCGUAACAAUACUUUUCCCAUAAGAGGGAUAAAAUAGUCACUGCACCUAUUCUAUUUCCGUUCGUCCAUGAACAAUCUGUUCCCUUCCUCUCUCUCUCUACCGAUCGAUCUUAACGUAAGGCAAGCACAAGCACAGAAGGAAGAAUCACACUCUCAGCCGCCAUAUUUGCCAGUGCCUUUCUCGCUCAUUCGGUUCGACCAGAGAUGAAAGAAAGUAAAGAUGGAAUCAAGAACGAUAGAAUUGUUAACUCUAUGCCACUCAUUCUUGACUCUGAUGACUUUAAGGGGGAUUUUUCCUUUGAUGCUUUGUUUGGAAACUUGGUGAAUGAGCUUCUUCCAUCAUUCCAAGAUGAAGAAAAUGAUUCACCUGAAGGGCAUAGCAGCAGCAUCAGCGGAAAUGAUGCUUUCCCGAAUGGACAUUUGCGUGGUGAUGCUGCAAAGUCGAAUGCCCCUUUAUUUCCAGAGGUCGAUAAGCUCUUGGCUCUGUUCAAGGAUUCUUAUAAGGAGCUGAUUGAUCUUCGAAAGCAGAUCGAUGGAAGACUCUACAAUCUCAAGAAGGAGGUUUCUGUCCAAGAUUCUAAGCACUGCAAGACACUUGGUCAGCUAGAAAAAGGUGUAGAUGGCUUGUUUGAGAGCUUUGCAAGGUUGGAUUCACGUAUUUCAAGUGUUGGACAGACUGCUGCAAAGAUUGGAGACCAUUUGCAGAGUGCAGAUGCUCAGAGAGAAAAUGCUAGUCAAACAAUAGAGCUCAUAAAGUACUUGAUGGAGUUUAAUGGCAGCCCAGGAGAUCUAAUGGAACUUUCUCCUCUUUUUUCUGAUGACAGCCGUGUUGCUGAGGCUGCUUCAAUUGCACAAAAAUUGCGAUCAUUUGCUGAGGAGGAUAUUGGAAGACAAGCGCUAGGCAUACCGUCAGUCAUGGGAAAUGCAACUGCCAGCAGAGGAUUAGAAGUUGCGGUUGCUAACCUGCAGGAUUAUUGUAAUGAACUGGAGAACAGAUUGCUGGCUCGGUUUGAUGCAGCAUUGCAGAAAAGAGAAUUGUCUACGAUGUCAGAAUGUGCUAAAAUCUUAUCUCAGUUUAAUAGGGGAACAAGUGCCAUGCAACACUACGUGGCAACACGUUCUAUGUUUAUUGAUGUGGAAGUAAUGAAUGCAGACACGAGGUUGGUACUUGGGGACCAGGGUGCACAAGCUAGUCCUAGCAAUGUUGCCCGUGGGCUGUCUUUGCUCUACAAAGAAAUUACAGAUACCGUGCGUAAAGAAGCAGCAACGAUUAUGGCUGUAUUCCCUUCUCCUAGUGAAGUCAUGUCAAUUCUUGUUCAGCGAGUUUUGGAGCAGCGAGUGUCAGCUCUCCUGGACAAAUUAUUAGUGAAGCCAUCUCUUGUGAAUCUGCCUCCUAUGGAAGAGGGUGGACUCCUAUUAUAUCUUAGAAUGCUAGCAGUGGCAUAUGAGAAGACACAAGAACUUGCCAGAGACCUGCGAACUGUGGGAUGUGGUGACUUAGAUGUUGAGGGGCUCACAGAGUCUUUGUUUUCUGCUCACAAGGAUGAAUAUCCUGAACAUGAGCAGGCCUCUCUCAAACAACUAUAUCAAGCAAAGUUGGAGGAAUUGCGUGCUGAGAGCCAGCAGAUCUCUGAGUCAACUGGGACAAUUGGGCGCUCAAAAGGAGCUUCAGUGGCAUCUUCUCGCCUGCAAAUAUCUGUCUCUGUUGUCACAGAGUUUGUGCACUGGAAUGAAGAGUCACUAUCCAGAUGCACAUUAUUUUCAUCUCGGCCUACUACACUGGCAACCAAUGUAAAAGCGGUUUUCACUUGCCUACUUGACCAAGUUAGUCAAUACAUAACGGAAGGGCUUGAACGCGCUAGAGAAAGCCUGACUGAAGCUGCUAAUUUGAGGGAAAGGUUUAGCGUUAGUAGAAGGGUGGCUGCUGCAGCUGCAUCUGCUGCAGAAGCUGCUGCUGAAAGCAGUUUCAGAUCUUUCAUGGUUUCUGUACAACGUUGUGGUAGUAGUGUGGCCAUAGUUCAGCAAUAUUUUGCAAAUUCUAUUUCUCGGCUUUUGCUCCCCAUAGAUGGUGCACAUGCUGCUUCAUGUGACGAAAUGGCUACCGCUAUGUCCAGUGCAGAGACUGCUGCUUAUAAAGGGCUUCAACAAUGUAUCGAAACUGUGAUGGCUGAGGUAGAGCGAUUGCUUUCAGCUGAACAAAAGGCUACAGAUUAUCGGUCACCUGAUGAUGGAACUGCUCCUGAUCAUCGAUCUACAAAUGCCUGCACAAGAGUGGUGGCAUAUCUUUCACGUGUACUUGAGUCUGCAUUCACUGCACUUGAAGGUCUCAACAAGCAAGCAUUCUUGAGUGAAUUGGGAAUCCGCUUGCACAAAGGGCUGCUUAAUCAUUGGCAGAAGUUCACUUUUAAUCCCAGUGGAGGACUGCGGUUGAAGCGUGACAUAACUGAGUAUGGGGAAUUUGUGCGCAGUUUCAAUGCUCCUUCUGUUGAUGAAAAAUUUGAAUUGUUGGGCAUCAUGGCUAAUGUCUUCAUUGUCGCUCCUGAAAGCCUCUCGACACUGUUUGAGGGUUCCCCCAGUAUACGAAAAGAUGCACAAAGGUUUAUCCAGCUUAGAGAAGACUACAAGAGUGCAAAACUUGCUGCCAGACUUAGUUCCUUGUGGCAAAGCUCUAGUUGAUACGGAAGUGGCAUGCUGAUUUAGCUAUGAACCCUAAAAAUCCUUGAAUAGUUCAGAUCAUGCUGCUACUAGUAAACUACAUUGAGGGUACUAACUUCUCUCUCAAGUUGCAUUGAUUCGGUGGCAGAAGACCGAGUUCAAGAACCAGUUGAAGAUAAACUAGUGACAUGGAUAGUGACCCCAUCUCGGACAGAAAACAAUAGAAUUUUUGGCCCCCUUUCUUUUGGAGUGUAUAUUUUUUAAGGUAUGCAGAGAGGAAGACCAUUAUUAGCUUUGUAUUCUUCAAGGCUUCAGGUUACAUGCUAGGUCAUUCAUUGCUUGUGUGUGUUGACAAUUCGGAAAAGGAAAUUUCAUGUCAGGUGUGUGCCCUUGUAAAUGAUCCUUAGGGUAUUAUGAGUAAUGACAAAUUUUAGUUGAUUUUGAUGCUGC
Messenger RNA from Juglans regia (Persian walnut), 3263 nucleotides. RefSeq names its product exocyst complex component SEC10b-like. Lineage: Eukaryota; Viridiplantae; Streptophyta; Magnoliopsida; Fagales; Juglandaceae. Gene Ontology annotation, cellular component: cytoplasm; exocyst. The record is from RefSeq and is a predicted model, not a curated record. The transcript has 25 exons. The coding region runs from base 363 to 2834 and encodes 823 amino acids. Gene Ontology annotation, biological process: Golgi to plasma membrane transport; exocytosis.